Molecule: messenger RNA, 1205 nt
Organism: Trichogramma pretiosum
Lineage: Eukaryota; Metazoa; Arthropoda; Insecta; Hymenoptera; Trichogrammatidae
Gene: BORCS6
Product: BLOC-1-related complex subunit 6
Exons: 4
Coding region: 145-927 (260 amino acids)
Biological process (GO): lysosome localization
Cellular component (GO): BORC complex
Source: RefSeq, a predicted model, not a curated record
GCAGACACAUGACGUAUUCUGCGUUUUCUUUACAAAAUAGAUAAUGACAGGAGGAGAGCUGUCUUGUCCGAAUCAUUGAUCUCGAAGUGGUGUUUUAUGAUUGAACUUCUUGCGUGCAAUUGAUAUAAAUUAAUCGUAAUAAUCAUGAGUGAUAAAGAAAAAGUUCCCGAAAAGGGCGUCUACGAAGAUGAGAAAUUGCAGGAAAUGACUGCUUCUUACUCCGAGAUAUCUUUUGAUUCUCAAUCGUCGUCGUCGUCUCCCGACGUUGAUGUCAACUCUCUGAUACAUUCCUCAGAGAUGAAUAAAUAUUCCCCAAACGAUACUAUCAAGUCUGGUAUUGUUGGUAACAGACCCGAUUGUUUGAAUUUAAGUCGCAAGAACGAACAGACAACGGAUUCAAAGUUUGCUAACUACCAGAAGUCGCUUGAUUAUUUACAAUCCGAAGGUACUGUGACAAAGGAAGGUGAUAUGGUGAGUUUUGUAGCAGGGGAUUUGGAGAAUAAAAUAAAACUAUCAAGUCCUGUGACUAGAAAAGGAGAUUCUAUGAUGUCUCUUGAACCAAGAAAUGCGGUAUCUUAUUUGUAUAGACAAGCUUUAACACCACAGCUACCCUGUUCAGAUCAUAACAUCUUGAAUGAACUUGAAAAUGAGGCUAGAAAAGUUGCAACAUCUGUUGAUUCUAUAACUGAAAACUUGGCAGCAAUACUACACAGUGCAUCUGCACUUACAGUUGGUUGUUUGGAAACUUACAGAGAUGCCGUUUGUAAGACCUGUGAUUCUGUAGAUUUCAAUAUCAAAGCAAUGUAUCAGUUAAUGGCUAAGACUGAAGAGCUUUCCAAGUCAAUGGCAGGAAUUUAUAAAAUGUCUGAAAGAAUAAAAGAAAUGAGAAAAAUGCUUGAUCUUUUUGAAAGCACGCUCAAUGUUUAGUGAGCAAAUCCAAUUUUGGAGAAGCCUUUAAAGAAGUGCAAUAUUGAUACAAAAAAAUCAAAACUCCAUAAUUUUUAUACAAAAAAAAUCUAGUCAUGUACAUACAUAUCUUAUUAUUAAGCUUAUGCUCGUAUCCUAUAAAUAUUAGAAAGAUUUUUAUAAAUGUAAAAAAAAAAAGAUAUGAAUUUAAUUUUGCUUAUUGUUAAAAAUGUACUUUCAAACUCACACGAUUGAAAUAUAUGCAAGUCGAACACCGAAACCAGUUUGUCUUUGUUCGU